AUGGCGCGUACACAGCGAGGCCCCAAUACCAGGGCGCGCGAUGUUGACUUCUCCAAUGUCGGCAAGACUGGGAGACGCACCGGUCUCACGCUACCCCAGCAGAAACUCGACGAGCAUGGCCUUGAGGAGAUGUCCAACCUGUUCUCGUCACCCAAAAAACCAUCCCCGUUGAAGCAAAUGUUCACCGCGGAGGAUGUCGCAACUGAAGGCUCCGGCAUUACUCCAAGCCAAGUACUAUCAACGCGCAGAAGUAUACGCGCUUCGCUUCCUCGGUCUGCUUCACCACGAAAGUCCGGUAUCAGCGGUACCGCCCGACGGAGUGGCGCUUCGUUGCGCACGAUCAACCGAGAUUUAGAAGACGAAGUGGACGAAGACGACGCAGACGACGAGGCGCCCAUCUCAAGCCCCAGCAGAGCGAAUCACGCAGCACGUAGGAUGUCAAGCGCUACUCGUGAUGCCUCUCCGCUACGCGACAUCACUACCCGUAAUGCUCCCACCACAGCUUCCAGGAGGACGCAGGAAAAGCGUUCCGCGGAUGGGUACUCAGUUAUGACCUCUAUCGAGAACGAGUACCAAGCGUCCGAGCCUGAGGACAGGGACGAGGACGAGGCAGAGCCACAAUUCGAAGACGCACAGCCGUUCAUGGACGAUGCUGCUGGCGAGAUAGAUGACUACAAUGGCGAAGCCGAGCAAGAAGAAGAGGCCGAUUUGGAUAUUGAAAGCGUUGAGCCACCGCAGCAGAUCGAUGACGAGGAAGUCGACCAGACAUUCACGCCCCAUGAUGGAAAAGGCAAGACUACAGCAAACUCGCGACGUAAGCGCAAAUCUGACGGUGAAUCCUCCGCACCUCCCGCAAGCAAGAAGGCGCGGAAAGACAGUGGUAAAAAGUUGGUCCGGCAGACUAGGAAUUCAGACGCAGCGGAGCAGUCUGCAAUGCCACCUCCGAAGCCCCAGAACCGCCAUCCCCUCAAGAAGAAGGACAGCAAUUCUCAGAUGUCGAAGCGUCAAGCAAAGGAGCUUGAUGAUAUUGUCGAGAAGGUCCGAGCGCGACCAAACCCGCCACGCUCGCUAUACGUUUUGCGAAAAGAGACGCCCGCGGACGAUAGCGUUACUCUCACUCGCAGUGGCCGCAUGAGUGUCAAGCCUCUUGCCUACUGGCGCAACGAGCGCUGCGUCUGGGGUGGCAGCCCUAACACCGAGCUCAAAGAAGGCACUCGUUUCCCUCUCAACAGCAUAAAGGAAAUCAUCCGCACGGACGAGCACCUGUCUCCCCUUCCCAAGAAGUACAAGGGUCGCAAAGGGAAGAAGAAAGGCAAGAAGGGAACUUCCGCGGACCUCGAUUCUGAUGUCGAAUCAGAUCUCAACGACGACCAGACGGAACCAUGGGAAACCGAUUCAGGCACCAUCCGCGGUAUCGUUUCCGAAUGGGACAGCGAGCAAGGUGCGCCUCUCAACAUCGAACAAGAGAUCGACAUCGCGCAUUCAAGUCAGGCGAUCCAGACUUACGUGCCUGCUGCUAAGAGCGGUAAGGAGCCUCCACUGUUCCGUUACAGCAAGCUGUUCAGCAACGAGUUCAUGAGCGUAGGGCUUGUGGAUCUGCCACCGGGGGGCAUCAAAAAGCCCAAGAAUGCACAGAAGAUGCAGAUGACGUUCUACGUGGUGAAAGGGCGAGUCACAGCCAGUGUUGGCCCGGUACUGGGCGAGUUGACCACGUUCAGCAUUGGUAAAGGUGGUUUCUGGCAGGUGCCGAGAGGUAAUCAGUAUGCUAUCGAGAAUGAGCUGGGCAAGGAGGCGCGCCUGGUGUUCUGCCAGGGUUGUGAGGUGAUCCCGGAAGCCUUUUUGGCUGAUAUGGAGGAGUAA
Molecule: messenger RNA, 1860 nt
Organism: Cyphellophora europaea CBS 101466
Lineage: Eukaryota; Fungi; Ascomycota; Eurotiomycetes; Chaetothyriales; Cyphellophoraceae
Exons: 4
Coding region: 1-1860 (619 amino acids)
Biological process (GO): attachment of mitotic spindle microtubules to kinetochore; kinetochore assembly; spindle attachment to meiosis I kinetochore
Cellular component (GO): kinetochore
Molecular function (GO): centromeric DNA binding
Source: RefSeq, a predicted model, not a curated record